Messenger RNA from Sphaeramia orbicularis (orbiculate cardinalfish), 2417 nucleotides. Its product is annotated as UDP-N-acetylglucosamine/UDP-glucose/GDP-mannose transporter-like. The transcript is spliced from 12 exons. The record is from RefSeq and is a predicted model, not a curated record. The coding region runs from base 215 to 1261 and encodes 348 amino acids. Lineage: Eukaryota; Metazoa; Chordata; Actinopteri; Kurtiformes; Apogonidae.
AUUUAUCAAAUUACAGUCUCCAAAGUUCAUAAAGUUGUCAUAAACACCUUUAUUUUAACAUUUUAUACUAAAACUAAACAGUCCUUUUUACUCACCUGUGCAGCUGAGUGAUACUUCACAACUUCCGGAAUAGCUUCCGCGUUGAGCCCGUUCUGCGCAUGUGCUUGACGACUUACCGACUUCCGGUAUCUGAGUGUCAUUCCAUUUGUAAAUCAUGGCACAGGUCCACAAACGAACACACGACCUCGGUGACAGAAAGUUGUCAGCUGAAGGAGCGUCCUCCAAACCCAAACCAGCCACAUCCGGGGAUAAUGGAGUGGUUUUAAAGCUGCUGGCAGCGGCGUUUUACGGAGUCAGUUCAUUUCUUAUCGUGGUUGUAAACAAAAGCGUCCUCACCAACUACAGAUUUCCAUCAUCAACAUGUGUUGGAAUUGGCCAAAUGCUGGCUACAGUCGUAGUACUGAGAACUGGAAAGAUGUUGGGUGUUAUCUCAUUUCCAGAUAUGGAUUUAAGUAUUCCACGGAAGAUGUUUCCUCUGCCUCUUCUCUACGUUGGAAACCAGAUAUCAGGACUGUUUGGGACACAGAGACUCAAUUUACCCAUGUUCACAGUCCUGAGGAGGUUCAGUAUUUUACUCACCAUGGUGUUUGAGGGAAUCCUGCUCAAGAAGACAUUCUCUACUCCCAUAAAGACCACUGUGUUUACGAUGAUUUUUGGUGCUUUUAUUGCUGCGAGCUCUGAUCUGGCCUUCGACCUGGAGGGAUAUAUAUUUAUAAUGUUAAAUAACGUCCUGACGGCGGCCAGCGGGGCGUACAUGAAGCAGAAACUGGACUCCAAGGAGCUCGGCAAAUACGGCCUUCUGUACUACAACGCUGUGAUUAUGAUUCUCCCAACUGUGGCCUACGCUUACUAUGUCGGCGAGUUGCAGAAGGGUUUGGACUUCGCUGGAUGGACUGACGUGCUGUUUGUUGUGCAGUUUGUGCUUUCCUGUGUCAUGGGGUUUAUUUUAAUGUAUUCCAUCAUGGUUUGUACUCAGUACAACUCAGCGCUCACCACCACCAUAGUGGGCUGCAUCAAGAACAUCCUGGUGACCUACAUUGGGAUGGUGUUCGGGGGGGACUACAUAUUCACCUGGACUAACUUCCUUGGUCUAAACAUCAGCAUCGCCGGUAGCCUGGUUUAUUCCUACAUCACCUUCACACAGGAGCAAACGAGUAAGAACAGUUGGAUUAAUGUGAAUCACAGUCGAUGCCCAAGGUAAUUAUUUGCAUCUGAUUUUAACAGAAAAGGCGUGAAUCUUCAAGUUUCAUCCUGACGAUCGACAUUCCACAUACAUGUUACAUCUGCCGCGGGAACACUGAGUGGAUACGGACGGAUUUGUUUAAACUAGUGCUGUCGAACGUUUAAAGGUUUGAAUCAGAUUAAUCACAGGGUUGCUGUUGAUAAAUUUCGAUUAAUCACGAUUAAAUAUCAUUAAUUUUUUAAUCUAUAUUAAUUGUUUCAUUUUACAUGAGCAAACAAACUCGAGAAAGAAGGAUAUAUAUAUGCACUUGUAUCUUUGUAACGGAUCAUCUGCUCAUUUGCACGUGACAGUAACUCUACUUGGACAAACUGCCCCAAAUGCAUCAUUCUGCAGUGCAUAUGGGUUAAUUGCGUUAAAAUUUUUAAUCGGCUUAAUCAUGAUGGAUUAAUCUGCGUUAAUUUUGACAGCCCUAGUUUAAACCAAUUUUUUUUAAAUUUUCAAUAGGUAAAACAUCAGUUUUUUUAAAGACAUAAUUAUUAACUGGUAAAUGUACUGUGAUUAUGAUAAAGUGCCUAAAUAUUUUAUAAUUUUUUAUAUCAAAUUUAAUCGUGGUAUUUUUAUACUUAAUGAAUAAAAAUUAAGUUUCACAUUUUUAUCGCAGUCUCUAUCUGUUAUCAGGAUUUCUGUUUUUACAAGUAAAUAGACUUUUGAAGACUGUUUUGUGCAGUUUGGAAACUCAUAACACAAGUCAAAUUUAUUAAUACAUUUAUUAAAUAUAACCAAUGUUAUUCCAUUCAUAGCCAGUCUUAGAAUACACUUCAUUUACAGAGGAAAAACAAAAGAGACGAUUUUCCAAACAAAAGAAAAGAAAGGACUACAUGGAUCGACUUUAUUUGAGACAAACUUAUCAUAAUUAUGACAGUUGGGAUACAAAGUAAAACACUUAGGUAUUAAGCUGCUACUGUACCAAAAAAAACAAAAUAAAACUAGGUCUUCCAGGUCACACUGACUACACCGUGGUGUAAAACUGCUGGAGUCCAGAACUGUGACGCCACGAACUGAUCAGAGACAGUUAAAGUUAAGCUGCACUGAAUCACAAAGAGCUUUUUACGGAUUAAACAAACAUUACAGAAUGAUAUGAGCGUAGGAAGGGCUGCCGAUGGAGGAGAAAAAA